This is a messenger RNA of Haemonchus placei, 720 nucleotides long. The record is from the annotation of a GenBank genome assembly. Lineage: Eukaryota; Metazoa; Nematoda; Chromadorea; Rhabditida; Trichostrongylidae.
AUGCCACAGUAUGAAGUAAGGGUGCGCGUACCGCACGUCAAUGGGGCACCUGCUGGAGCCGCGCCAAGUCCUCGACAGGAUGACGAGGAAUUCGCCAAUGAAACAUUGUUUUUCGAGCGUAAUCGUAUUAAACAACUACAAGAUGAGCGUGUCCAUAUCCAAAAGAAGACAUUCACAAAAUGGUGCAACUCCUUUCUGAAUCGGGCCCGAUUGGAGGUUGUCGACCUAUUCGUGGAUUUCGGAGAUGGUGUGCUUUUGAUGAAACUUCUUGAGAUCAUUUCCGGGGAAAAAUUGGGAAAACCCAAUAGAGGCCGUAUGCGGGUGCAGAAAAUCGAAAAUCUUAACAAGGUUCUAGAUUUCCUCAAGAAAAAGAAGAUCCAACUCGAAAACAUUGGCGCUGAAGACAUUCUGGAUCGUAAUGAGCGGCUCAUUCUUGGUCUUAUUUGGACGAUUAUUCUCCGCUUCCAGAUUGACACGAUUGUCAUUGAAGACGAGGAAGAACGAGGAGAACGCAAGCAUGCUAAAGAUGCCCUUCUGCUAUGGUGUCAACGCAAAACUGCUGGCUAUCCUAAUGUGAGGGUGGAGAACUUUACGACCAGUUGGCGAAACGGUCUGGCGUUCAACGCGCUUAUACAUGCUCACAGGUUUGUAGNGAUAUAUUGGUUGAUGCCGAUUUUCCAGACCAGAGUUGGUCAACUUCAAUGCUCUCAACCCCAAUGA